Octopus bimaculoides (California two-spot octopus) is the source of this 2398-nucleotide messenger RNA. RefSeq lists its product as uncharacterized. Gene Ontology annotation, molecular function: oxidoreductase activity. NCBI's taxonomy places the organism in Eukaryota, Metazoa, Mollusca, Cephalopoda, Octopoda, Octopodidae. The record is from RefSeq and is a predicted model, not a curated record.
UAAAAUUGUUUUUCCUUUAUCAUAUAGCAUUUAUGUUUUCCGAAUGGUCAUUAUCCUUUCUUUCUUUUUUUUUUUACCAUAUAAACAUACGCACUAUAUAUUCGUUCUUCAUUCGUUUAUCACUGUUCUUAUUCUAACUCAUGUCCGUUGUCUGGAAAUCUUUCGUCACACAUCUGCGAUCUCUUCAGCGACACUUUUCGUUUUCGUGUGUUCUCUCGCUCCACUUACUCCUUUCUGCUCUUCUAUACUUAUAUGAUGGCUGUCUACUCGUGACCAAGGAAAACCAUUGCUCAUGCGAAAUGCUAGCAAUGCCGAUGCAUGAUGUUGUUGCACCAGCAGUCGGCCUCACCCGGGUUUGCAUCCGCGGCUUUUGUGUUCGUAGCGGUGCCCUCGUACUUGAUGAGGCAUCAGAUAGUUGCUGCACCAGCGAUAAUACAACUCGAAAUUUUAGGUCCAAUAGGGCUUACACAGCACUUACAGACCUUCUCCACCCUAUUGACUAGAUCCAGAAAUAAGCCAGAGCAAGAUAUCAAGUGCCAAUAGGGGUCACAAGCCGUGGAGUGUGGAAACCCCAUGAUUUCAAGCGCAAGCAAAAAAUCCUCAAAAUUUUCAAUGUCAUUUCCUAUAAACCGUUCUUUUUUUUUAUUUAUUAGUGACCUUCUCCUUGGGAAAUACUUUAGCAAACGCUAAAGAGGGGCUAACUCCCAGUGGUCUUUCAGCUCGCCGAAAACCAAUCCGGAAUUUCUGAGAUCCGGCGCUAUUGCUAGAUAGUCGUUCAUCCGUCCUUUUGGUAGGUCUUGUUUUUAGUCUUGCCGGGUUUCCGGCAACUCUCCUUAAUACGCAAGCCUAGUGGGGCGGUCAUGGUCCAGUCGCCGACCACCCGACCAUUCAACAGGUUGUACUAGUUUCCAUGUUACCUGGAGCACUCAUGAGAAACCUCACCUCACAAGUGACCCUCACACACACACAUGCACACAUAUUUUCAAUCCCACCUCAUUAUCCUACAUUUUUCUAUAACUUCUCCCAGAUCUAUUGUAAAUCCUGUUAUUGUUAACGAUCGUUGUACUUCAUGGUACUUUGGAGUAUUUCUUUGAAACUUUGCGGCCUCAAGUAGAAAAGGCCAUCAAUGUUGCUGUUACUGCUACAGAACGUGAUUUAGUUGCUGCUGCUGCUGCUGUUUGUAGUGCUGCUGCUGUCUUUUCCAGUUAUACUUAAAAACCGUCAGUCAACUCAACAUUGCAUUUGGUUGUAGAUACACUCGCAUAUAACACCAUAUUUAUAUAUACGACCAGAUAUUUCCAUAUACAACACCAUGGUUCUUAACGUUGACUACAACUACCUGGGUUCCAGUGGUAUGAAAGUUUCCAAUAUAUGCCUUGGCGCCCUGACUUUCGGCACUACUGAUGGAAUUAAAUUGCAUCGACCAGGUCAGUUGGACCCCACAGGUGCAUAUCAACUGCUUGACCGUUUUGCUGAAUGUGGUGGCAACUUCAUUGACACAGCAGAUGUUUACACAGCCCGUCAGUCAGAGACAAUUGUUGGUAAUUGGCUCAGCAGCAAAGAGAGGAGCAGGUAUGUUAUUGCCACUAAAGUCCGGUUCAACAAUAACCUCAAAGAUCCGACCGACGUCAAUGCUGUUGGGCUCAGUCGUAAACACAUUGUAGCUGGCUUAGAGAAGAGUCUUGAGUGUUUGCAGACAAAUUAUGUGGACCUUUAUCAGGCUCACUGUUGGGACAGUGGUACACCAAUCAAAGAAACCCUUUUGACUUUCAAUGAUUUACAAAGAGCUGGCAAGAUCCAUCACAUUGGUGUAAGUAAUUUCUGCGGCUGGCAGUUACAGAAAACAGUUGACCUGGCUAACCACAUCGGUAUGUCGUCAAUCCUGACUCUGCAGCAACAAUACAGUCUCAUGGAGAGAAAUGCUGAGUUUGAAGACUUCCAAGUGUGCCAAAAUGAAGGAGUAUCCAUUUUACCAUGGAGUCCACUGAAAGGUGGUUUCCUUUCUGGUAAAUUCAAAAGAACUGAAGCCCCUUCAACGGAAACAAGGAUUGGGUAUGCAGCUUUGGACGAGGAAAACCGGAGUCUUGAAAUUCAGCCUGGAUGGUCGGCAUUACAAUCAAGAGAUGACGUUUGGCUUCUUCUUGAUGCUAUGACAAAAAUUGCACAAAAUCACAGUAAGUUCAGCGGUUUUAUCUUUUCUAUCAGUCUGCCUUUACCCCACUACUACCAACACCCCCACCAUCAUUUUUAUUAUUCUUUUUACUCAGUAGAAGAAGGGCAGUGUGUGGCCCUUUUUCAUGCCCUUCCAGACCAGUGGGUCAAAUACCUGACCCAAAAUCUUUCCAAAACAAUAGACACUGCAAAAGACAUCCAAGAACUUUGAGGUGGUUUGAACCAU